This is a messenger RNA of Drosophila willistoni, 1785 nucleotides long. RefSeq names its product organic cation transporter protein. The transcript is spliced from 4 exons. Gene Ontology annotation, cellular component: membrane. Bases 165 to 1694 code for a protein of 509 amino acids. Gene Ontology annotation, biological process: transmembrane transport. NCBI's taxonomy places the organism in Eukaryota, Metazoa, Arthropoda, Insecta, Diptera, Drosophilidae. Gene Ontology annotation, molecular function: transmembrane transporter activity. The record is from RefSeq and is a predicted model, not a curated record.
CGCCAGUCUGUGGUAAGCCAGUCCAAGACUAACCACGUUUAAUACGGGCUCGAUAUGUCUAAUUUGUGCUAGAGCCAGUAAAUAUUUGAGAAAGUCCAUAACCACCCCCAUUUCAAAUUGUGUUUAAUAUCCAUUCCCCUACUAGCUAGGUAGGUAGGAGCACUAUGGUCGACCGUCCAGAUGGAAAAAAGACGAAGGAGAGGACUCCGAAGGAGGAGAAGCUAUAUCCUGUGGAAAAGACAGCCGAUCCAAUCAUAUCUCAAAUCGGAGACUUUCGACGCUAUCAAUUAUUCUUCUGCGCUCUCAUAUUUCUCUCCAAAUUCGGAACUGGUUGGCAUACGCUGGGACACAUCUUUCUGGCCGCUCCCACCGAGCUGAGUUGCGGCACAGAAAACGUCACUGACGCCUGCAGUGACGAGUGUAAUGAUCUUGUGUUUGACACCAGCGUUUUCCACUCCACCAUAAUCACAGAAUGGAAUCUCACCUGUAAGAACAAAUCACUGGCAAGUUUAUCUCAGUCCAUUGUGAUGUUAGGCGUUAUGUUUGGCAGCAUGUUAUUUGGCAUGAUAGCAGAUCGUUUUGGACGCCGUCCUGCUUUUCUGGGCUGUUGUUAUAUGCAAUUAAUUACUGGACUCGUUGUAUGUGUCUCACCCACAUAUUGGUUCUAUUGUAUUGCACGGUUUCUGGUUGCCUUUGCCACAGGCGGAACAAUGACCACCAGUUUUGUCUUGAUCAUGGAGAUAAUUGGCCCAAAGAAGCGUGAACUUGUGGCAGUUCUCUAUCAGAUUCCCUUUAACAUUGGUCAUGCCUCGUUGGCCGUAUUUGCCUACUUUAUACGCACUUGGCGUUGGUUCCAGUUCAGCAUUACCAUAUUUUCGGUUGUCUUUAUCGUUUAUCUUUGCCUGGUGCCGGAAUCACCACGUUGGCUCUUCACCACGGGUCGAGUGGAUGAGUCGAUUCAGAUCUUGGAAAAAAUUGCCAAACAUAAUCGAGCUCCCAGGGAAAAUAUACGCCCAGAGAUUGAGGCUGGAUACAGAGCGUUGUCGGCACGACAACCUGCCAAAAAGGGCAACCUAUUGGAUCUCUUUAAGACUCCCUAUCUAAGAGUGAAGACCAUUUGCAUGGCCAAUAACUGGCUAGUGGUGUGCAUGGUGUACUAUGGCACAGCUCAGUAUAUAUCCAAAUUGGGAGGCGAUAUCUUCCUAAACAAUCUGAUAGCCGCCGGCUUGGGUAUACCUGGUACCUGCUUGUGUGUGGUUCUCACCAAAUGGCUGGGCCGUAAGAUCACUUUGAUGCUAUCGAAUAGUAUCAGUGCCGUAGGUCUCAUUCUCUUGGUAUUCCUUUCGGAAUCCUCGAUGUGGGUCCAAGUGGCUUGCGCCACUUUGGGGCUGUUUGGGGCCUCUAUUACAUUCCCCAAUGUUUAUCUUUAUGGCGGUGAACUUUUUCCCACAGUGGUGCGAUCGAAUGGUGUGGGCCUCUGUUCGAUGGUGGGACGCAUUGGUUCCAUUACAGCACCUUUGAUCUGUGAUCUGGCCAAUAUAAAGCCCUGGAUUACGCCCCUAGUCUUUGGCAUAUUCUCAGUUCUAGCGGUUAUUGGGACGAUAUUUAUUCCCGAGACACGGGGAAUGCCGCUGCCAGAGACUUUGGAGGAUGGCGAGACUUUUGGACGAAAGCAGAAACCACAGCAGAACUAGUUUUUUACAGUGUAUAAGUUACCUAACCUAGCUAAAUAAGUCGCACCACUAACUGGGCUGCUAAAAAUUAAUAAAUUUCAUUUGAAUUAAA